AUGGCGUCCACAGCACUCAACACACCUCACUCGGAGCACUCUGCAUCUUUUGUUCCAUCAAAGAGUCUUAUCUCUGAUUACGAAAACUUUGACGCUAUCAAAGAAAUUUACUCUGGCUUCAUCGACAAAUUGGAAUAUUCUACCAUGAGCGCCAUCUCAGAUGACAAUGAAACCUUUCAAGCUUUGUUGUCUGAGUUUGCCUCUUAUAACACGGGCAGAUGGUUUGAGGCCUUGUGUCGAGAGUCAUCCACAAUAGCGGAGCUUGGUUACGCUAAUCAUUCCCCAGCAGUGCGGCUACAGGCAGCACGCUUCACAUGGUAUCUUAUAUAUGUGGAUGAUCUUGGGCAAAAAUUCCCCUCGAUGCUGGAAGGAUUCCAAGAACGACUGUUAACUUGCAAAGAUCCUGAGGGAUCUUUUCUCCAGGCAUUCCGCGCGCACCUCGCAGAUAUGUAUAAGUUCUGGGACCCUCUCCCCGCCAACUGUAUCACGCUAGCAGGCAUAGAUUUCAUCAACGGCUGCCUUUUGGAACAGAGCCCAGAAAUUAGUGAAAUGCGCCUUUCGAAAGCUGCUACCUCGUGGCCAUACUUCUUGCGUAACAAGACGGGUAGCGCCGCAGCCUACGGAUUCUUCCUCUUCCCAAAAGAGUUGAAUGUCGACAUGACAACUUAUAUCCAAGUAAUGGAGGACAUCGUUUUUUACACAAAUCUAACCAACGAUAUUCUCUCAUUCUAUAAAGAAGAUAUUGCUGGGGAGAGAAACAAUUACAUUUACAAUAGAGCCCAUGUAUCGCAUCAAAGCGCUAUCGAUGCUCUACGAGAUACUGUGAAAGACACGUUGGAUGCGCAUGCCAGAAUUACCGAGGUGCUCAAGGGUACGAAUGCCUAUGCAUCCUGGAAGACAUGGGUAAAUGGAUAUAUAGGAUUUCACACAACAUUGAAGCGUUACCGCCUCGACGACCUUGGGAUCGCUUGA
Messenger RNA from Psilocybe cubensis, 972 nucleotides. RefSeq lists its product as uncharacterized. The record is from RefSeq and is a predicted model, not a curated record. Bases 1 to 972 code for a protein of 323 amino acids. NCBI's taxonomy places the organism in Eukaryota, Fungi, Basidiomycota, Agaricomycetes, Agaricales, Agrocybaceae. Gene Ontology annotation, molecular function: carbon-oxygen lyase activity, acting on phosphates. The transcript has 5 exons.